This is a messenger RNA of Schistosoma bovis, 5611 nucleotides long. NCBI's taxonomy places the organism in Eukaryota, Metazoa, Platyhelminthes, Trematoda, Strigeidida, Schistosomatidae. The record is from the annotation of a GenBank genome assembly.
UUUUCAUUCAAGUUCAUAAUCAUUUGGCAUAAUUACCAGCAUUUCACCAAACCAAAUUUAGAGGUCAGAAUAUUAAUUUUCGAAGUUAAAAAAACUCCUGGAUUCAAAGUAUUCAUUUUGAAAGAAGGAAAUCAACUUUUAGUGGUUAAUGUUCAAGUACAAAUAUCAGAUUCCAACGUAGAAUUUUGCUUUGUCUUAACGAAUUUAUGACCAAAUACAAUUAGCGCGCAAGUAGAAAUAUUCCGGCCGUUUAUGUUCUUUUAAGAAAUGGUCGGUAAUGGUGAAUACGAGGAUCAAAACUCCUCAAAUGCGUCAUCAUUUUGGGAGUGUCGAGAAUAUCAUCGCACGGUUAAACGCGUGGAUGCUGCAUACAAACUUUGUAAUGAAUUAUGUUUAAUGAUACAAGAACGGGCAGAAUUAGAAAAAGCCUAUUCAUCUAAUCUUAAGAAAUGGUCUUCUCGGUGGCUUAGUUUCCUUGAUUCUGGUCUAGAGUAUGGUUCUGGAUCCUCCCCUUGGAAAGGAUUAUGUAAGGAAGCUGAAGCUGUAUCAAAUGCCCAUCAAAAUGUACGCAACAUCCUAAUAGACGACAUUCAAACUGGAGUUAAGCAAUGGCAAAAAGAGCACUUUCACAAAAGUUCGUUACCUCCGCAGACAUUGAAAGAAACAAAACAAUUUGAACAAGAUUUUGAAUUAGCGCAGAAACAAUGGUCCAAACGUUUGAAAAAAGUUCACACUACUAAAAAGGAGUAUUAUCAAGCUUGCAAGACAGAACGUUCACUUCAAGUUCAGGUUCGGAAUGCUAAGAGUGACCCAAGUGGUACUGCUGAGCAGCUUAAGAAAACACAAGAAAAAUUAGCUAAAGCGGAAAAAGAUGUUUAUCGAACUCGUGAUGCAUAUAAAAUGGCAUUGGCUGAUUUAAAUACUGAAAGUUCACGAUAUGUUGAAGAAAUGACCAAAGUAUUUAAUCGAACACAGGAUUUUGAACGUGAACGUCUUAGUUUUUUUAAAGAUAUAUUUAACAGUCUACAUGGUGCUCUUAAUGUUUGUGCGAAAGUUAAUUACGAUUCUAUCUACAGUGAGUUAGCAGAGAGUAUCUCACAAUGUGAUGUUGAAGCAGACUUAAAUUUGUGGUCGUCAAAUCAUGGAGUUGAUAUGCCUUUCGUUUCCCCACAAUUUGAAGAGUAUUCACCAGACCUUGCAUAUAUUACUGGUAAAAAACGUGCUACACUAACUGAUCCCGAUUCUCCUGUCACUUUAACUAAUAUAACAAUGAUAAGUCAUCCAUUUGACCAUGAGUCUAAUGAAAUAACAUCUAAUAAUUCUAGAAGUAACAAUAAUAAUCAUAAUAAAAAAUCAGAGAAUACUAUCGUUUCAUCAGCUAAUGGUCGAAAUUCUGAUACAAAUAAUCCUUUUGAUGAUAAAGUUUCUACAAAUCGAAAACCAACUAAUGGAGUUAAUGCUAGUGUAUAUGCUAUGAGUUCAGGUUCCGCUGCUGCUUUUGCCGGUGAUGGUGAUGGCGGCAUCGAUUCUAUGUACACUGAAGAAAUCAAUGAUGCAACUUAUGAUGAUGGUCGGGAAGGUGUAAAAGUCCGUGCACUAUAUGAUUAUGUUGGACAAGAUGGCGAUGAAAUCAGCUUCGUUGCUGUUUUUUCACUUUCUUUGUCUCAAUGACCACUAAACAAUGAAUCAAUGUAUUGACUAACCUAUUCUAAUGUGUAUUUUUUAAAAGCUCUAAAGUUGAACAAUACUUUUAUCUGUUUCACUGGAUUUUUUCUAUCAAACUGAUAUCGGUAAAUCAUCAAAACAUUUUGUAUAACCAACUAAAUUAGCAAAAUGAACUAUUCGAUCGAAAAAUGUUAAUGAAAAAAUAAGUACACGAAAAUUACUAUUUUCUUUUUCAUAUGUUAUCUUAAUUUUGAGGAUAAUAAUAAUAAUAAUUUCAUAUUUCAUGUUUAUCAACUUGUUUUCAUUUUCGUUCAUAAUCUCUUAUUGUUCACGCUCGUAUUGUUUUUAGCGGUUGCUCCUGGCUAAUUUGAUAAAACUUAACUAUCAGAGAACAGAUUCUUGUAUUUAGCUUUGACGUACACUGUACGUAAUAUCUGAAUCCGCGAUUCACUGAUUAAAAACCAAGUACUUUAACCACUGAGAUUGUAUACUGUAAUUUCAUAACAGAUAUUUACUUAGUAGGUCCCUAUACUUUCUGUUCAAAUAUUUUCCCCUGAGAUUGUUUCAUUUUUAUUCUGUCAUAAAAGACGUAAGCAGUGUUGUUUCCUCCCAGUUCUCCUUUUAGUGGCUUGUGUGUCGAUUAGGUUAUCAUUUAUUUCCUUUUUCCAUUGGAUGUCCAGGUUUUAUGAUAGCUAACUACUGUCAACAAUAUUCAGGGGAAAAUUAGUCAGCUGGAGAUUCUAGAUAUGCCUUGAUGGUGCGAGUGUCAGGUAUCAGGAGAUGCUGAAAUAUUCAUUCCACCAUCCAUUGUCAAACCUAGUCCAUUUCAAUGUAGAGUUACUUAACCCAAUAGCCAUAUUGUAUAGUAAUCGAUUAAAGUUGACCCACCAUGAGAACUAGGUAAUACGAUACUGUUUAAUAUCACUGAUUUACUUUAAUAUUUUUACGGUUACCUUCUAUUAGAAAUCUUUGUAGUGUUUGGUCCGUUGUUUAUUUAUUGCAAUUCAUUAAUCGAUUAUGUUUUCAUGUUGCAUUUGUGUUUAGUUGAUUUUAUAUUUAUAUUUUUGUAUUUAAAUUGUGUCGUGAUCUCAUUAUUUGAGUUGGUUAUUUUACGGAGAUUUUCAAAAACUUGGUUUUUUAAUGAUCAUUAUCAUAAGUAGGUGACUCGUGAGAUUAUAGAGAAUAACACAUUAUGGUGCAUAUGUAUUUGGUGCCUAAUUGUGCCAAUCCUUAUAUAAUAGUAGACUGAGUUGGAGUAAUAGGAAGAGCAACUUAGCAAGGAUAAUCAUAAUGCUUACGGUAUUUCUAGUGUGGUAUAGUUUAAUUGGCUAAGAAGGUUUGUUAAGAUAGUGAAUAUAUAAGGGUGUUUAAUGGCGGUGUCCGUUGGUUAUAUGAGUAAGUAAAAACUGCAUAUAUAUGUACUACCAAUACCAUAUCGAAUAGUUUCCUUUUUACAUUAUUUUGAGUCAAGAACUUCAUGAACUCAUGGCUCUGAAGUUGGUUUGCUUUCAAAACUGAUUCUAGUCAGCGCAGUUUGUUUAAGUAAAUAAUGGUUAAAGUUUCCUGCUAUAGAUUUUUCAUUUCAUGAUGUAAUUUACCUAAUACUAUGUCCUUAAUCUUCAUAACAAUUGUUCGGUUUUUCCAUCAGCUAUAAGUCAUUCUAUCAAAUGUAUAUUCUAAUGGUGAAAUAAUCAUAUUAUGUCUUUUAUCUUCGUUCAUUCGAACCUCAACCUUAAAGUGUGAUAAAACAAAUUGUUGAAGAUUCUAGCUAUUUCAUUAAUCAACAUAACCUUGGUGAAUAAGUAGACAAUUCUUUUCAAUUUAGAUGCUAAGUCACAUCCACGUCUAUGGUGUGUUAAAUAUUUUGUAUAUAUAUGCUUGGGGAAAAACGGAAUAGUUGUUUUCUGUCUUUUGGAUUCGAAUGUGUUUUUGAACAAAGCGAAUUUAAGCUUAUAUCAGUUUUAUGUCUUGAAAAAUUACCACCACAUAAAACAGUCUGAAUUUUUAUCUAACUCACUUAUAGAGGUUGUUUUGCUUUCACUUGUUAACAGAUUUCAUGCUUGUAUUGUUGUGUAAAUAUUACCCAUUCUCAGUAACUUCUUUACAUCUUAUUAUUCUAUUAAUUGUGAAUUGCAUAUCUCUUAAUAAUUAUUCUUUACAAUCCAUACGCUUUCGUUUAGAAGUUGAUUUUUUUCAGGAGGUGAAACACGGUUAAAUCUACUCCAUACGCCGCAUAUAUUAGAUCAGCUUUUUCCUAUUCCAUUUAUUAAGUUGCUCAUAGUCAUAACAGUCGUAAUCUUUCUUUAUAAAUUUCAAACGUUUUACUCAUAACUAAUUCAUUGGGAACUCCAAGAAAUUAUUUUAACAACAGAGUUAUAUAAGAGGCUAGAUACUAGUAAAAUGUUUAUCUCAUCUUAGCUUGUGACUCUUAAUCGUGCGUGUUAGAAGCACCACAUGAAAUAAAACCCAAGGAUCGACAAGCUUCUCAAUGACCCGAUAUGGGUUAGCGAGUAAACAUUUCUGUAGAAAUCUCGAAUGGAAAUGAAACAACUGUUCCUAGAUCUCUUGUUUCCUAAUAAUUUCCCAGUUGGUGUUAUGAUGUAAGUUGUCUUUUCGAAUCAUAUGAAUUUUAUUAAGAUAAUAAUGUUAGCAGCAGUAGCAAUAAUAAUAAUAAUCAAGAUAAGUAACUAUUUUAAAUUUAUAUAGAUACUAACUUUCUAAAGUUUUUUUUUGUUUAUUUAUUAUAGGUGACACGUUUGAAAAACUUGAAGAACCUGAUGAUCAAGGUUGGUGUAAAGGACGAAAAGAUGGUCGUGUUGGUCUAUAUCCUGCAAACUACGUAGAACUUUGUUCAAAAUAAUGUUACACAUAGAACAUUUGAUCCAUCAUUUCUUUUCAUCUGUGGCUUCUUGUUGUUCUUUGAAACAUUUUUACAAUUGCUUGUAUUCGUAUCGUAGAGUAUUGAAGGAAUGUGCAAAUAGUUAAAACAUGGAAUUUAUAUCUUUUUUUAUAUCUUCGUUGAUAUAUAUAUAUAUAUAAAGGAGCGGUUUCUUCCACAUGUCCUACAUACUUUUUGUAGAUGAGAAAACGUGACCCUAUCAUAUUUUAAAAACCAUUUAUUCGAGUUAUAGCGAACCACGAAAAGAGGACCUAACAAAUUUCAUUUAUUGAUGAUUAUUUUCGGUUUAUUUUCUGUGCCGCAUGGAUUUUUUCCAGAACGAAAAUUGCUAUUUAAUGUUACAUUUCUUCCUUUAGAAAACAAUGAUUAUCAUUUUCAAUGUCAUCACCAUUGUGUAAUAUCUGUCACUUACAAAUGUUGCUCUGUCACUGUUGAAUAAGGGAUUUUCAAGUGUAUUCACCAUAUAAAUCAACUCUUACUAUUUCCUUUAUCUUAUUUUUGUGAGUUGAAACACCGUAUAAACUUUGAUGACCAAUAUACAUAUGUAAUAGGAAUAAAUCUGAAAUAUUUAUCAAUUAAUUUAUGCUUGAGUAUAUUAAUUUCGCUUUAAACAUGGGCGCUGUCUAUUCUACUCAUUUCCCAUCUUUUUAAAAUAAUUUUUGUCCAUUUUAGUAUACGUACAUAUUAUAUUCAUAUUUAUGUAUAUACAUAUGUCUUAAAGUCGUUAUAUUAAGGCAAAUUUAUAGAGUUUCUCAUUGUUGCUAUAUAUGAAUGGUAUAUUUUUAUUUGUAACCUUAUCAUUAGUUUUUUUCUACUUAUUAGCAUUACAUUAUAUCCUUUUUUAUUUUUUCCCUCAUAAAUCGUUUAUCAUAUUAUUUUUUCUUACAUUCUUUCAUCGUUUCUCUAUUAUAUUUUGUUAUCUGACAAUUGAGUUGUCUGUUCUUCUAUAUCUGUGCAUGAAUCAUAACAGAUUUUCAUCGUAUUACGUUACUUGCUUCAAUUCGGUUGAAAUUUUCUUCCAUCUUAUAUAUAUAUAUAUAUAUAUAU